AUGAUAUUGACAAAACCUUUUAAUCUAAUAGUUCGUUUUGUUAAAAAUACAAAUAAAAACUUAUUAUCUCAUUGUUCUUUAUCAACAGACCGUUCUGAAACAAUCUCAGCAGCAUUAAAACAAUUUUAUUUAAAAGUUCAUCCUGAUUUAUUUACUCAAUAUCCAAAAGAAAAAGAUGUUAAUGAGAAAAGUUUACAAUUGGUUAGUGCUUAUCUUUCUGGAUUGCAACGUAAAGAAUAUAUGGCACCCAUCACUGUUACUUUCUUUACAAAAUUAUCGCCAAAUUUACCUCCACCUGCACCAGUGUCAUUCAUUCCUCAUCGUAUUACACUCAAUUCAAAUGAUCUUAUAACUAGUGUGAACCGUAUAUUAACUGCAUUGAACUUACUGACUGUUGAUAGACCAAAAGAACAAAAACAAGUUGGUCAACAUGAAAUUCAAUUUAAAAUAAUUGAAAUUGAAAAAUUCUAUGAUUUUACAAAAAUUCCUAAAAUAUCACUGAAAACAUGGUUAACAAAUAAUUUUGAAGCAGCACGUGUUAUAACUAAACAACAUCAGAAAUUAUUAAAUGAAAUCAGUGAUAAAAUUAAUAGUAUUAAAGAACGUUUUAAACUGAAAUCAAUUGAAUAUAGUGAUGAUUGGUCUGUACCACAAUUUUCUACUUGUUUAAGAACAUUACUUAUGUAUGCUGAUAAAUGGCAUGAAAAACUUUUGACUUUAGAAGCAAAAAUUUUUUUUUGUAUUCUUCUCAAUACGAAAAGUAAACGACUUAUAUUUGGUGAUAAAUCAUGUUUACUUCAAGAUGGUUCACUUGAAUUAAGUGCUAAUGAACCACCUGUUUAUUGGGAUCAUGUUAUUUGUUGUGAAUUACUUCAUUCAGAUAAAUAUAUGGAAAAAAUAGCUUCAUAUGAGAAUAAUCUUAGUCAAUAUUUUCAUGAUAUUAAAAUUCGACAAGAUCCUGAUUCCGAAUAUUUAUGUCGUGCACAUACAUAUUUAUAUCAUCUUAUACAAUUAAGUUCUCAUUUGAAUUUAAAUCGUCAUCAUGAAGCACAUAAAAAAAAAUCAUGGAAAAAUUUUUAUUUAUUUAUUAAUCCAUAUAGUUCAGAACCAUCAUUAACAAAUAGUGGUUUUUUUCAAAUUAGUGCAUUUGAUGCUACUAUGGAUAUAUUAGAUUUUAUGAUUAAUAAUAGAAAACAAGCUGAAGAAACAAGAAAUUUAUAUGAAAAAGAUGUUGAAAAAGGACAUCAUUUACUUGAAAUAAUAAAAAAACAAUUUAAUUUAACUGAUAUAUUAAUAAAUCGACGAAUAAAAAAAAGUGAUAUUAAUCAAUCUUGUCAACGUUUAAUUAAUGAACGUCAACAUUUUUUAAAUAUUUUAACAAAAUGUCGUCUUAAAAUUGAUAAAAAUUAUAAUCUAGCACAAAAUGGUACUAUGUCAAUACCAUGGGAUUGGUCAUUGACGCAAAAUGAAACGCUUUAA
Messenger RNA from Rotaria sordida, 1479 nucleotides. NCBI's taxonomy places the organism in Eukaryota, Metazoa, Rotifera, Eurotatoria, Philodinida, Philodinidae. The record is from the annotation of a GenBank genome assembly.